AUGACGGCGCCUCUCUCCCGCUCACCCCCGUACUCCCUCCCCCUCCGCUCGCGCCUUACCCUCAUCGCCCUCCUCGCGCUCCUAGCCCUCCUCGUCGCCCUCCUCCGCGCCGCAGACGCCCUCACCAAACCGCCGGACACCAAGGCGUGCGUCGCGAAGGUGGCGGAGGUCGACCGGGAAGCCAUGCGCGCGGUGUACGCGGCUUUGCCCGAGAAUCUGUUCUUCUGGCCAGACGAUCUCGGCUUCAGCAACUGGCCGAUUCGGAUGUUAGACGAUAACGACAACGUCACCUACUGCUGCGUCACGCCUAGGCCCGACGCGGCGUCGUGCUACCUCUCGUGCCCCAUCAAGUGCACGCCCGCAGGCCGCAUCACCAGCAUCGUCUCGUCACCCAGCCGCGAGGACAUGCCCGGGCCCGCGGGGACUCAGGGGGGGAGCUGUCCGCCCGGCGCGCUGUCGCCCGCCAUUGGCGACCUCGCGGAGCUCUCCUCGCUGGUGUUGCGCCACUCGUGCCUCGCCGGCGGCCUGCCGGAUUCCGUCACGCGCCUCCAGAAGCUGACGGAACUCGACAUGUCUGAUAACAGCUUCUCCGGCCCCGUUCCGCCCGGGCUCUUCCGCCUGCCCCGUCUCAGCCUCGUAGAUCUCAGCACCACCAUUGGCGGCGGCCUUUCAGGGUCCCUUCCCGACGGGCCCGGCGCGUACUCCCCGUCGCUGGAAACGGUCCGCCUUUCCGGGAACCUCUUGUCGGGGGAGCUUCCGCGCGCGCUUUUCCGGUCGCGCUGGCUGCAGGAGGUGCGCCUGGAGAGCAACAACUUCACGGGGGAGCUCCCGGGGGAGGCGGGGGCGUACGCGCGCAACAUCUUCGCGCUCUCCCUGCGCAGCAACGGGCUGACCGGCGGCAUUCCGCCGGUGCUGGCGGAGAUGACUGCGCUGAGGGAGCUCGACCUGGGGGACAACGGCCUGUCGGGGUCCAUCCCAACGGCCAUCGCCACUCUCUCGCCGCUCACGCGCCUCGCGCUCGAUCAGAACCGUUUGACCGGAGACAUCGUCGCUGCGCUCGUUCCUGAAGCUGCCGCUGCGACUGGUGCACCUGAUCAAGCUCCUGGCGCUCCGGACGCCGUUGGCGCUGCUGCGGCGUCUGCUGCUGGUCUCCGCGCGGCGUUCCAGAUGCUCGAAGUUCUCGACGUCAGCAGCAACCAGCUCUCCGGCGACGCGGCCGCGCUCGCGCCGCUCCCGCGCGGCCUGGGCAACCUGAACGCGUCGCGCAACAACCUUACGUGCAGCGCCGGGAGCGACCUCUUUGCGGGCGCGCCCUCCACGGACCUCUCGCACAACCGCAUCAGCGGCGCGUUGGCGAAUGUCGUGCGCGUGUCCGGCCUGCAACGGUUGCGCGUGGCGCACAACGAGCUGUCGGGGAGCAUCCCCGCGGACCUGCUUUCCGCCGUGGGCGACGAGCUCGACCUCUCGCAUAACCUGCUCUCCGGCACCAUUCCGCACCUCUGCGGCCCCAGGACGCGCAUCGACCUCUCGUACAACAACCUCACGGGCGAGCUCCCGCGCGACGCGGCCGCGUACAAGUCCAGCCUCGAGUCGCUCUCGCUGCGCGCCAACGGGCUGACCGGCGCGAUUCCGCCCGCGCUGGCGGGGACGAUGCGCGGGCUGACGUACCUCGACCUGGGGGAGAACCGCCUGUCGGGCGCACCCACGACGCUCGCGCCGCUGCGCGGUCUGGACGUCGUGCGCCUCGACGGCAACGCGCUGAGCGGGCCGUUCUGCGACGCACUGCUGCCGGCGCGCGAGCUCUGGCUUGGCUUCAACGCCUUUGGCGGCAGCGGCGGCGGCGGCGGCGGCAGCGGCGGAGAGGGGGAAGGGGGGCAGGGGGAGGGCGAUCUGCACGGGUGCGUGGUGCCCGCGCGGCUAGAGGUGCUGAGCGCGCCGCACGCGGGGCUGAGAGGGAGCGUUCCCGACGACCUGUUUCUACGAAUGGACGAGCAGAUGGGGCGCAUUGCCUUGGGCUCGCAAACACAGAGGCUGCACGUGAACCUCAGCCGCAACAGCCUCACGGGCACCCUGAAAGCCUUCUCCGUGAUCCGCAACGGGAGCCUGGAUGUGUCGCACAACAAUUUCACGGGCAGCAUUCCGGAGGCGUUGUUCCGCCUGGCGAGCGGGGGAGAGCUGGAGCGCGGGGCGAGCGGGGCGAGCGGGAGCGUGGAGGAGAGCAGGUGGGGGCUGGAGCGAGAGCGAGUGGUGGUGGACGUGCAGAGCAACGAGCUGUCAGGGCCGCUGUUUGACGCGCGCAGGCCCGCCGGCGAGUGGCCGUCCUACUGGAACAAGCUGCGAGCGUCCGCUGCGGAGACUGAGGCUCUGCUGGCCGUGCGCGAUGCACUCCUGAGGGGAGCAGCGGGGAGAGCAGCGGGGGGAGCAGGUGGGGCAGCAGAGGCGGUAGCACUGGUGAACGGUGGAAACAGCUCGUGGGCGGCGAUACUGAGCAGCUGGGAUGCGAGCAGCAGCAGCAGCAGCGGUAGUGCGUGUGAGUGGUACGGCGUGGGGUGCACAGCAGACGGGCACGUGCACACGCUGCACCUGCUGGGCGAUGCUACAGUCGCACUGCACCCCAACGUUCUCCCCGACAUGCCCGACUGCGAGAAAGGCCUGUAUGGGGAGUUCUCAUGCACCUUUGAGCCCCUGCCACCUCCCCGCACUACGAGCUUCUUCCUGCAGGGCCUGCGUGGGGGAAGUGGGAGCGGGAGUGAGAGCGCGAGCGCAAGCGGGAGUCUGUCGGAGGCGUUGGGGCAGCUGACGCACCUCACCUCUCUGCGCAUCUCCGGGCACGUCCUCUCCGGCGGCCUGCCACUGUCCCUCUCGCGCCUCUCCCACCUCGUCGCUCUCGACCUCUCCUCCAACCGCCACCUCUCCGGCUCCAUCCCCCCCGCCCUCUUCGCUCUCCCCUCGCUGCGAGAGCUCACCCUCCGCGGUAACAACCUCACGGGAGCGCCACUCCCAACCACCACCGCAGCACCAGCAGCAACGCUGCCAGUGCCGGGUUUGGAGAGUCUAGACGUGGGGGGGAACGCUCUGUCGGGGUCCAUUCCAGCGCAGGUGAGUCUUCUCACGGGGCUGACGCGCCUGGCGCUGGACCACAACCAGCUGGACGGCAGCUUGCCACGGGAGCUUGGCGCACUCUGGAUGCUCCGAGACCUGCACCUGCAGGGGAACGCCUUUCGGGGCGGCCUCGAUGACAUCACCACUGCCAUCGACCCACCUGCCAACGCCUCGUUCGGCAUAGAUCGCUAUCGGAGCCUCAUCAAAUUGUUCCCUCUGCUCGCCGUCCUCGACGGAAGACGCCGCUUCUUACAUGCUCCCCCUCCUUACUUCCCGCUGUUGCGCUACCUGAACGCGUCGCACAACAACCUCACGUGCGAGUCGCGGCAGAACUUCCAGCAGAUUGCAUCCGUGGUGGACCUCUCCCACAACCAGAUCAGCGGCGAGCUGGUCAACAUCGUUGAGGUGGCGUGGACGGAGCAUGCGUUGAUGGAUGUGCUGCGCCUCUCGCACAACCAGCUGUCGGGGGAUGUGCCCUCCUAUCUGCUGGGAGCAUUGGGUGGAGAGCUGGACCUUUCCCACAACCUGCUCACCGACACGCUGCCGGCGCUGAAUCCCGCAAUGACCGUCGUCAACCUCUCCCAUAACCAGCUCUCUGGAUCCCUCCUGCCUGUGGCUGCCUGCUCUCGCUGCACUCACGUGGACCUCUCUUACAACCUCCUCUCCGGUGCCAUUCCCCCCCUCCUCGCCUCCUCGUCCUCCCCACUCGGCCACCUCAACCUCCGCAGCAACCUGCUCUCGGGCUCGCUGCCCCGCUCCCUCGCUCAAGCCCCCAUGCUCACCCACCUGGACCUCUCACGCAACAAGCUCAAGGGCUCCCUGCCUGCCUUCUGCCAGGGCAAGCAGCGCCUCGCCUCUCUCCUCCUCUCCUCCAACGCUUUCUCCGGCCCCCUCUCGUCCCUCCUCCCCUCCUCCUCCUCCUGCGCCUCCUCCCUCCUCUCCCUCAAUGUCUUUAGCAACCAGCUCUCUGGCUCGCUCCCCUCUUCCCUCUCGCGCUUCACCGCUCUGCACUCCUUGCAAACGGCGCGCAACCGCAUGAGCGGCAGCAUCCCCGCAGGGCUGACAUUGCUGACGGCCCUGCAAGAGCUGGACGCAUCGUGGAGCGGGCUGUCAGGCACCAUCCCUGCGCUACUGCGUGCUGCUGCCCCCUCCUUGCAAGUGCAACUCGCUGGCAACGCCCUCUCUGGCUCUGUCCCAUCCUCCCUCUCUGACUUGCCAGUGUCCUGCUUCCGCCCCGGCAACCCCAAGCUCUGUGGGAAACCUCUGCUUGACUGCAAGAAGAGCUCUACGAAGCCCAGGAAGGGCAGGGUGUAG
Closterium sp. Yama58-4 is the source of this 4416-nucleotide messenger RNA. Lineage: Eukaryota; Viridiplantae; Streptophyta; Zygnematophyceae; Desmidiales; Closteriaceae. The record is from the annotation of a GenBank genome assembly.